AUCUCGCGAGAUCUCGCCUGGCGCGCCAGCCGCGCAGCACCCGAGGGCGAUGGCCAUUGGCGAGAGGAGGGCGAAGGAGCCGGGAGCCGCGCAGCUGGACGCACCGAGCCGGGACUACUGACACAGACACCACCACUGCCACCCCGGGGACACAAUGCGGGCAGGAGAGACGGGCAGCGGCCAGGGCAGCGGCCAGGGCAGCCUGAGGGAGCUGGAGACGCUGGUGAGCGCGCGGAUCAAGAGCAGCCCGUGGCUGGACCGGCACGGCUGGGACUGGCUGCAUCUGUCGCUGGGGUUCGCCUGUCUCCCCGCAGGCCUCGUGCUGGUGUCGCUGGACAGCUCGGCGGCGCUGCUGCUGGGCUGCGGGUGCUUGGCGGUGACGCACGCGCUCUUCACGGUGAAGGCCACGCACCUCGCCAGCCACAACUCCCUCGCCGACUCGCGCCUCUGGAGCCGCGUGUGGUGCCUCUUCUUCAUCGAGGUGUGCGGCUGCUUCCCAGCGGACGUGGCGGUGGAGGAGCACGUGAAGGUGCACCACGCCUACACCAACGUGCUGGGCCUGGGCGACUCCUCCACGUGGCGUGUCCCCUUCCUGCCGCGCUUUGUCUACCUGUUCCUCGCGCCGCUCGCCCUGCCUUUCAUCACGCCGGCCGUGACGCUGGGGCUGCUGCUGAAGCGGCCGGCUUCUUCGUGGGGCUCGUCAGUGCGGACGCUGGCGCUGUGCGCGCUGGGGCUGGGCGCUCACUUCUGCUGGCUGCGCUUUGCGUGCGGCUUCAGCUCGGCGGCCACGGCGGCAGCGUGCAUGUACACGAGCCGGGCGGCCUUCGCCAUCCCCUACAUCCACGUCAACGUCUUCCAGCACCUGGGGCUGGCGAUGUUCGCUCGCGACAGCUGCCCGCGCCGGCUUGUGCAGAUGGCGCACGGCGUGCUGAACCUGCACCCUGUGCCCGUGCUGGACGUGUGCUUCGGGCACUCGCUCAUCAGCUGCCACGUGGAGCAUCACCUCUUCCCCACGCUCUCCGACCACAUGUGCCUGCAGAUUAAACCGCUCGUGUCCUCGUACCUCAAGAGCUGUGGGCAGCCUUACCAGGAGGCCUCCUACUCCAACCGCCUGCGCCUCUUUGUGGACAAGUACGACGAAUUCUUGGUUCACCUGCCGCCCAUCACCGACCUGGCCGGCCUGCAGUGAGUGCCGGCGGGGGGAUCGGGGGUGGGGAGGGCGGAGGCAGGGGGGCCCGGCCCGCCGCCUCCGCUCUGUGCGGCCUCGAGCCGUGGUGCUGACUCCAUGCGUGAGAUGUAGGCGGCCUGGCCGGGUGGGGCAGCGGGUACCGCCUCAGACACACGUCGCGUCCGCACCGCCAACAUCCUGGAUUUGGAGUCUGGGUUUCAGCCACCCGCGAUUUAAACUGGGUUCUUUACAACCAAAACUAAACAAAACAAAAUCAUACAUUUUUUUUAAAUUCCCAAACGUAUUCCCUAGCGGUGUCAUGUCAUGAGACAAAUAAUCCAUUUGGCAUCACUCGCAGAGCACGGCGGCCCUUUGUGUUAGAGAACAGCCCGCAGAAGUGGAGCAACCUCUAAGGUCCCUGCUUCGAGUGACCUCUGAUCCCCACAGUAGAGGCCAUCGCUUCCCCACCCGCCCCUGCCACACAAAGCAAUGUUUGUAGUGUCACAGACAAACCGACAUUUUCCAUUCUCCGAGUUGGACUUUAGUCAAAAUUUAGUUUUCUGCUGUAACUGGUGACUGGACUCAGACCAUCAGCUCGCUACCCUUGAGAACCCAGUGUCAUGAAUCCUGGAUUCGAACCCAAGAUUCUCAGUGGUGCCAACUCAGCUCUCUAACCUCUGAGCCACAGAUACAUGGAAUCUGAAGUGGAGUGAGUAUAUGGUCUAGUACCAAUCCCCAAUUAUAGCACAACAACCUAUAACAGUACAUUUUGUUUGUCAUGUAAUGUGUCUUACUCUAGCUCUGAGAAUCAAAAACCGUGGUUUUAGUAACACAACAAAUGCUUGUUUGCACAGGUUGUAAGACAUGUGGCCCUAUUGUCGAUAAGAGGAUACUGCAGUCGGCUCAGAAGUAGUACUUUGACAUAAUCUUCUGUGGCCAUUCUUUGAUGCGAGGUGUAGUUGCACUCUACGGAUGUAAAGACUCACCCGUAGGGUAUAGUGAGUUGAUGAGUUCCCACUAUUCAGAAGAAUUAAAAGCCUCUAAUAUCUGUCCCUCUACAUAAAUAUAUAUCCCCCAACAGGCACACAGCAUUCUGGAAGUAUUUUUUUUCACUAGCAUUGGUUUCGUGCAAGCAAACUCUGCAUUCAACAGUCAAUGUCUGGAAUCAGCAGUCAGGCUUGCUCUUAGAUCAACGCUGGUGAAUUGACAGAUAUUUAUAGGCAAGAACCCUCUCUCUCUUAGCAUUGCCAUUGGUCGUUGCCUUUGUAGGGUUCAUGUGAAAACCAUCAUGUGCCACGUGCAGGAAUCAAAACGCCUUGAUUCUUACGUGAAUAGACGCAUACAUCGUCAAUUUGAGGAUCGGUAUUAAUCAUCGAAUUGUCAUGCUCCUUUUAUAUCGCUCUCCGUUCCAGUUAGUACACCUCAUGACAUGGCCUGUAAAGGAUAUCCAAAUUAAGUGACAAACCAAUUGUCAAGUUUCGGAUUUUUUUUACGUGUAGCCAUUGGUGAACAGGCCAGGACCACCAACGCGCUGGCACUUGACGUUACGCUCUAAUCGCGGGCGGCUUAAACCCGGGAUCGAACCCAGGUUCUCAGCGGUGAGAUCCAUGUCUCCAUGUUCCGACGCAGCCAUUGAGACCCCCCCCCCCAACUCACCUAGACACCUCCCUAACACGCACAUCUAAUGCAUACGCUCUAUGACCUUCGUUGGGAUAAUUUAUCUUGUAAGCGGAAACUAAGUCUAAUGAUGGACUGGCUUUAAGCAUUGUCUACAGUAUUUUUCAGUAGUUACAGACCGAAUUGUCAAUCCACUGCUGGAUGAGGGCAGGGCCACACCGUGCGAAUCGUGGGGGAUAUUUGACCACAACGUCACCACGCUGGUCAGGUCAGGCCGAUGAGUUUGGGGAGCACGGAAGGAUAGAAGUACAGCACAACAAUGAUUUUUUUCCCGGCACUCCCUUGUGCUGCCCAAGUGUGUGGCCCCGCAGGCGAUAUCCCAAAAAUAGUUUCUGUUCGGAAUAACUCCCUACGGAGCAGCUUGACGAAGCACGCUCAAAAUAACUCCCACAACAGACACGGGCGUGGAGAGGCCUUCAUCCAGCAGUGGAUUGACUACGGGCUGUGAAUCGCUCUCCGACCAAUCUCCAGUAUUUCUCUCAUCUCCUGCGAGAUGCACCCCAUGUGUGUGCCCCCAAUGCGACCUCGCAAAGCAGAGCAAUCAUUCGCUGGAGCCCAGAUGUGCAAUGAGGAUGAGGGAUUUGCAUGCACAGGGCACUUGCUUCAAUGCCGUAACAUCUCAAAGCGCUUUACAUAACAUCUCAGUGUUGGCCAUCCCUACUCUCGAGGCCCUCGACGUAGGUGCGGUCUACCACUGAGAGGGCAGUGGUACCAUGUUGCUUUUCCCAAUUAAGUAAUUUGCAGGUAAUUAUUUUAUUUUAACACUCCAAAUUCUGACUAACGACAGCCCACACAUGGCCUUCUCAUUUUCGAAGAUUAUUGCGGGAACCUUGAACGCCCACUUUGAAGCCAAUGGCACUGCAGUCCUUUUGGUUAAUGAGCCCGCAGUGUUAACCAGGGCGACCGCUGGGUUCAAGCCAUGAACCUUGGCCAUGUCACAGCAGACACAACCCACAACACCCCCCUAAAUCUGCUGGUUGUCUGCCCACCUAGGCCUUGUGGCCUGGACGAUCCGACACCAGGUAGAAGCUUCAUUAAUUGGAGGAAAUAUUUCAAAUUGUCUUUCUCCUGUGCUAUAGUUUUCCAUCUGCUGCUGCUACGUAGUAUGAACAAGUACGAGAGUGGCACCACGGUGACAUCACCGUAGGCCUUGGUAGUCACUCGACACUACAUUUUUCUAAAAAGCGAAGCUUCAAACCGACAUGGGACAGCCACUAAGUGUGUCGCUGCACGAUAGCGGCUGUACGUUCUGUUGGGGUUUUUUAAACAAUUGGCUUUCCUCGUGCUGCUGUCAUUUACCAUCGUUGCAACUCAUGGCCUUGUUCUGCUGGUACAUCUGAGCCAACCCAGCGUGGGGUACCGGUGGUUUUUCUACUGGGGCUAUUGGCCAUGGCAAGCCAGAACCAAACCGUGCUGCACUUGGUGUCCUCGCAAGAAGACGUCUGAAUCUGGCUCAAGGCCAAGCAGGGCCCAGGGGUGAUGCUGACGUUGCAUUCAUUUUGCGUGACGUGGGCGAGUACUCCAUGAGGAAACGACGUCACCACGUCACCUCGGAGCGCCUCGACUCUCCGCACGUGACGUCAGUGGCACCGCUCGGCUUCUCCCGAGCCCCACGCCGCUCUGACUCAGCACAAAUGUGCAGUGGAAAAGAGCGAUCGGUUCGUCGAGCAAGUACUCUCCAGCCGCACUCUUCGCUUGGGCUCAGAAUGUAUUUUUUGUUAUUGUCACAACUUGUGUUGAAAUGCAAGUCCCGCCUGCAUUUGCUUUGCUCUGAAGUACAUCUUGCAUUGCACACUGGGUGUUCGUUAGAUUGCAUGUGGACACGGGAUGCAGUGUGCCACAUGAGGGCGUUUGGAUGAGUGUAAGCUAGCUAGGGCACUUUACUGUGAUUGUAACGGUGUUUUUUUUAUUUUAAAUGUGAAAUUGUUUCCCUAACCCUGAUGCCACUCCGCAGCCCUUAAACCAGGAGGUGCAACGAGUCGCAAUUCAAGGUCACGAUUCAAUUCAAUAAUUAAUUAUUCAUAAUUGAUUUGAUUUGGUCAGAUCAAAUGAGUAAAAUGUGUGUCGUUCCACCCUCCACCCGACACAGCCAAUUCAUAGAGUUGAUGACGUGAUAAACAGACGUGCCAAUUGAUAAUUACUGCUUUAGCCUAGGGUGUAUCCGGAAAUGUAUUCUGCACCCUGGCACACCACAUCCAUUACACCUAUGGAUGUGGCUGUGGUUGCUACCACGCGAGCACCGUAUUCCAGCAGAACGGUGUGCCGCUGCUGCUGCUGGAGAGGAAUGCACACACGUUCAGCACGUGGGUACGUGGGUUUACAAUGCGCAUUUCACUCACGUAAUCUGACCCAGAAUAUAUUGUGAAUCUUAGUAUCAGUAGCAAAAGCUCAAAUGUUAUAUUAAAUUAUCACUUAUUAUUUUUGUAGUGAUUAAUUUAGCGGCCCCUAGUGGCUGCGAGGAUCACGUGAAUCCCAUUACAUUGUAUGGACCGAAAAAAAAACAUCAAAGUUUACGAGCACGAUCUGAUGGAUCUGAAUCGAUGGCUGGAUGCCUCCGUUACACCUCCACUAAGGAAGGGCCCUAACCCCUAAACCCAGCCCUGACACUAACACUGAUACAAACCUUGACACUUUAGAUAUCCCUAACACUACCAGAUGAAGCGCCCAUUACCAAUCCAUAGGCACUACUGAAGGAAUGGGCUCGCUAAGCACGGCCAGUUUGAGCUGCUAAUGCAAGCACUCCACACUAAACAGUGCUGACCAUUAACCUAACACUAACCAUAAACUCAAAUAAUAACUAACCAUUAAGAGUGAUGUAACUAUCCCUCACAAAAUGUAAAUUUUGCAUUCCUGUAAUACUUAUAAUAGCCCAUAAAACACUGCUGGCUAACAUGAGUUUCGAGAAAUACCCCCUUUAAUCAACCCUCAUUGACCAGCGUGGUAAAGUCAGUGGUCGAACAACCACCAUGACCGGCAUGGUGUGCGUAGGUCUUCAUCCAGCAGUUCAUUAAAACAUUGUUAUAACAAGUAAAACAAUAAUCAAGACGUGAAACCAGUUGCCUAACACGAACAUGGAAGUUGGGAGAUGGCGAUAUUGCCACUCGCAAUGUCAGCAACUUGUCACGGUUCAUUGCAUUGCUGCCAUGCAGGGCCACGCAUGCAAUUCAAGAAUCUAUGCUUUCUUUUUACACUGUGGUGAACCUAGCGCUCUCUGGUGGCCAGAAAGGGUCACGUAAACCUAUUACAUACACCAUAUACGAAUAUAAUAACAUUGCUUUUUAUACAUGUGUAGUGUCAAUGAUUCAGAGACAGAGUUUAUAGGAGGCACUUUAUUAACAAAUUUCACGGUCUCGUCCGCACUCUCCACAGUAGCUCAGCCUAGCCUGUACACAACACUAGCCGUCUAACACUGACGGCGCUGACUGAGAUAGCCAACUACUCUCCUUCAUAGCGCAACAUCUAGCGGAGACGUUUAGUGAUGUGACGACAGCAACGACGAGACGAGUCCACUCCCAGAACCGGCAGCCUCAAGCUCCCGCUCUCGGCUCCUUUUAUGCCCCCAGCGCGUCCUGGCUCCGCCCUGACCGCGCCUCCCUUCUCAACCCCCUAGCAGGUUCCAGGGGCCUCCAGAUGGGGUCCUCCGUGACCCUUAUCCUGGUUCCAACCCUCUGCCCACACACCGUGCACACCCUCACCGGCGUGUGUGCUGUCUGUCCACCACAGUUGCCGCUGCUGUCCACCAGCCGGCGCUAUUGCACUACACAUGUGAUUCAAUGCAUGUAUCGUCGUAAGAUUUAGAAUGUAUUACUAACUGAUGUGUUGAUGCGUCGUUACGCCACUGGUGAACAUGUGAAUGCUAAUCCCAACCUCGCACACCAUUCUUUAUGAUGAUGUGUAACUCUGACUUUAAUCUAUAACACUAAUACAAUUAUAAGAAGAUAUGAACGAAAUAACUCAUGGGAGUUGUUAAUUGGCCUUGAUAAACAAAUAUUAACUUGUCAACCUGCAUUUAAGUACCCCCUAGCCAACAUGGGAAAAAGGCAAUUACAGAAAAAUCCUUCCCAUCAUGCAAUGUGCCAAUAAAAUCUUAUAAUUUUACUUGAA
Messenger RNA from Petromyzon marinus (sea lamprey), 6949 nucleotides. It is a transcript of the gene FADS6, whose product is annotated as fatty acid desaturase 6. Gene Ontology annotation, molecular function: oxidoreductase activity, acting on paired donors, with oxidation of a pair of donors resulting in the reduction of molecular oxygen to two molecules of water. Gene Ontology annotation, cellular component: membrane. Gene Ontology annotation, biological process: lipid metabolic process. NCBI's taxonomy places the organism in Eukaryota, Metazoa, Chordata, Hyperoartia, Petromyzontiformes, Petromyzontidae. The record is from RefSeq and is a predicted model, not a curated record.